Molecule: messenger RNA, 7783 nt
Organism: Manacus vitellinus (golden-collared manakin)
Lineage: Eukaryota; Metazoa; Chordata; Aves; Passeriformes; Pipridae
Gene: PPP2R3A
Product: protein phosphatase 2 regulatory subunit B''alpha
Exons: 13
Coding region: 453-3863 (1136 amino acids)
Biological process (GO): protein dephosphorylation
Cellular component (GO): protein phosphatase type 2A complex
Molecular function (GO): calcium ion binding; protein phosphatase regulator activity
Source: RefSeq, a predicted model, not a curated record
GGACCUGCACUGCCAGUGUGAGAGGGGACUCUCAAAGGCACACGUGGAUUUUUUGUCUGUACCUGCUGCUUGAUUGUCUGCCUUUUACUGACCCACCCGAAAAGAGAGAAGAGGGGUCGAACAAAAACCACUGACUUGUCACUUGUGCCUGAGAACUGGCUGGAUUUUAUGGCACCUGCUGGAGAGGGCACCUGGACCCUUGGAAAUGGAGCAGCUGAUGCUGCACCUCUGCUGAGCAAGGCUUUCUGCUUGGAGUACAAGGAUCAAGUUGCCUUAAGCCAAACCAUAUGUAAGUUACCCCAAGUGUCGUAACUGUACCUCCAAAGCCUCUCCAGACUUCUCCAGGCAGGAGCUCCUCACGUAGUUUGGAUGUUCCCAAUUGACAUUUGAAUGUUUUCAUCCAGCCUGGUGUGGCUGUGAGAGCUGGGGGUGAUCUUUUCCCUGGGAAGUUCAUGGUGAGUUUUGAAGCCUCGCUUCCCAGCGUGGUCUGUGCCAUGGCAGCGACCUACAGGCUGCUGGUGAGCUCUGUGAACUGCUACAGCAGUGUGGUGAUAGACCAGCACUCCCAGCACACUGUGCACCACUGCACAGGCACCUGCCAGGUGUUCAGGCACGGGGUGACCUGCAUAGUCGCCCACCACAGUGUCUGUGCAGAGCUCAGUGUCCAAGAUGCCAACCUGGACCAUAAAAUUCCUCUUCCUGAAAACGGACUCGCCUUGUCUGGAAAUGAGGACUAUCACCAAAUCCUCCCAAAUAACCCAAGGAUCAAAAAGGGCUCUUCAGUGCAAGCCUCCAGCAGUUUAAAGGACAUUACUGGUGAGGCAAUAAACCUUGCCAGUGGUAAAAUAAAGGAGUUCUCCUUUGAAAAGCUCAAAAACUCCUCCAGUCAUGUGGCCUACAGAAAGGGAAGGAAGGUUCGGUCAGAAUCCUUCAGCAGACGAUCCUUUGACUUUGACUUGAUUUAUGGGCACCUCAACAAUGAUGAGAACUGCCCUCCAUGUGGCUUUUUGCAGAGCCCCUCCCCUGUGGAGAAGUGGCAGGAGGGCAGUGAUGCUCCAGAAGUCACCGUGAGCCCCGUGACUCCCUUCUGCCCUCAUGCCUUCUCCGAAGAAAACUUCAUUACCCAGAUUUUGGAAAAACACAAGCUAGAUGGUUCUUCUGGUGGGGAUAUCAAGGUGUGCUUGGACAUCUUGCUCAAGUGCUCAGAGGAUCUGAAGAAGUGCACGGACAUAAUAAAACAUUGCAUCAAAAGGAAGUCUGCAGACAGCGUGGGUGGGGGGAACAGCAGCGACCCCCUGCCCAGUUCAGAAAUGAUAUACAUGAACCUGAUGACCAGGUUUUCUUCCUACCUGAAGAAGCUGCCCUUGGAGGUGAAGCCCCCAGGGCAGAGGGAGGCGAGUGACUGGGCAGAGCUGGUGAGCUGCUUCCAUGGCUUGCAGCAGAGCCCCUUCGCCCCGGUGUUCGGGGAUGAGCAACCACCCCGCUAUGAGGACAUUAUCCAGCUGCCAUCCUCCAGUGCAGGCCCUCUGGCUCUGCCAGGAGAUCAGGGGGAGCCGACAAGCACCUCUCAGUCCCUCCCCACAGGUACUGUGGCCUUUACCCCCACCUCCCCUCCCAGUGCCCCCCAGAGCAGUGUGAGAGCUGGGACAGAGGCUCUACCUCAGCCAGCGGCCCCGAGCCCCCCUGACAGCGAGGUGCUGUACAUCGAGGAGGAGGCUGAUGGGGACAGAACAGCAGGGAAAGGGCAGAGGGCAGAGCACAGAGGGGGCUGGCAGAGUAUGGAGCACAGCUCCCAGCGAGCUGCUGGUUCAGAUGGACCUGCUGAUGCUCAAGCAGAGCGUGCCCAGGUGGGAGAUGCCGAGCUCUGCCCCGCUCCCGAGGACACGACUCCUUUAACACCACCCUUGGAUUCCGUGCUGCACGGGGCCCAGGCUGGUGUCCCCAAAGGAGCCCAGACGUGCAGUAGGGUGGACAAGGAGGAGAUAGACAAACUGCUGCUGGACUUGGAGUGCUUCUCCCAGAAAAUGGAGAGCACUUUGAGGGAACCCCCUCGGAAGCAGGGCGAGCCUGCGGGCGUGCAGGUGUUGGGCAGGCAGGGGAGGCAGGUUCCACCUCUGGCUCUGGAGGCCAAAAGUAAACCUGCUGACCCCCCUUCUUCUCUGUCAAAAAUCAUGGAAACCAAUGGUCACAAAAUGGAAGAGGACGACAAAGCCUUUUUACUGCGGAUCCUGGGAAGCAUUGAGGACUUUGCCCAGGAGCUGGUGGAAUACCAGACAGGCAAGGGGAGCUUGUCCAAGGAGAAGGAAGUGAUGCAGAUUCUUCAGGAAACUUUAGCAACUCCUUCACAGUCCCUCCUUGCAGGGAAAAAAAGCCAUGCUGGGGCUGCCUGCAGAGACUCUGUUCCAGCCUCAAUUCAGCAGGCCCCAGAGGUGAUUAAGGUUCAAAGUAAACAAGAGAAGAAGCCUGGAGCUCCCUCCCUAGCCCCCCUGAAGCCCUCAGUUGGCCCUUGCACUCUCCUGCCUGUGAAUAAAGCCACCAGCAGUGCCCCCUUGUCCAUAAACAUUCCACGUUUCUACUUCCCUAAAGGACUUCCCAAUGUCUGCACUAACCAUGAGGAAAUCAUUGCCAGGGUUGAAGAGGCCUUUUCAGAGUUUGAAGAUGAGAAGGCAAACGUCUGUGAAAUGGGGAAAAUUGCUAAGGUCUGUGGCUGCCCACUCUACUGGAAAGCACCUCUGUUCAGUGCAUCAGGAGGAGAGAGGACAGGAGGGGUAUCUGUGCACUCCUUUGUGUCCAUGUGGAGAAAAGUCCUGCGGAACUGCCACGACGAUGCUUCCAGGUUCACAUCCCUCCUGGCCAAGCCUGGCUGUGACUACCUACAGCAGGAGGACUUCAUCCCACUGCUCCAGGAUGUGGUGGAAACUCACCCUGGCCUGACGUUCCUGAAGGAUGCCCCGGAGUUCCAUUCCCGGUACAUCACCACGGUUAUACAGAGAAUAUUCUACACCGUGAACCGCUCCUGGUCUGGGAAGAUCACUCUGACAGAGCUGAGGAAAAGCAACUUCUUGCAAACCCUUGCUCUCUUGGAAGAAGAGGAUGACAUAAAUCAGAUCACAGACUAUUUCUCCUAUGAGCACUUCUAUGUGAUUUACUGUAAAUUCUGGGAGCUGGACACUGACCAUGACCUUUACAUCAGCCAGAAGGACCUGGCUCGGUACAGUGACCAAGCUUUAUCCAACAGGAUAAUUGAGCGAAUAUUCAGUGGCGCUGUGGUGAGAGGCACUGAGGUUCAGAAGGAAGGCAGGAUGAGUUAUGCGGAUUUUGUGUGGCUUCUGAUUUCGGAGGAGGACAAAAGGAGUGCUACAAGCAUUGAGUACUGGUUCAGGUGCAUGGACCUGGAUGGGGAUGGAGUGCUGUCCAUGUAUGAGCUGGAGUAUUUCUACGAGGAGCAGUGUGAGCGCAUGGAGGUGAUGGGCAUAGAGCCCCUGCCCUUCCAGGACCUGCUGUGCCAGAUGCUGGACCUCGUUAAGCCAGAGAGGGAAGGAAGAGUAACCCUGCGAGACCUGAAGAGGUGCAGAAUGGCUCAUGUGUUCUUCAACACCUUCUUCAAUUUAGAGAAAUACCUGGACAAUGAACAGAGGGAUCCCUUUGCAGUGCAAAAGGACGUGGACAGUGACGGCCCCGAGCCCUCGGACUGGGACAGGUACGCGGCCGAGGAGUACGAGAUCCUGGUGGCCGAGGAGUCCGGGAACGAGCCGCUGCAGGAGGGAUCAUGUGAAGAAGACUAUGAUACAGAUGAAGUCUUAUCUCCCCCUGAAACUGGAGACAAGUCAGACAAGCUAGUUCUCUCAGAUCUCUCAGCAUAGAGAAGUGGAAGACACUUAACCAAUCUCUUUCAAACUGGAGAGCAUUCAGUCCCAAGGCACUUGGGGGUUUUCUUAAGUCCAGCAUUGGAACAAUGUGCUUUAUUUGUACACUGUAACUUGAGAACCCUUUUUCUCUCCCUGUGUAAUUGCAAUAAGGUAAUUUCUAUAAAAAGGCUUUUUACAAUGUGCUCUCGUGCACACUCAUUGCCAAUGGUGAUGGCACCUUGUUUCAUUUCUAGAUGAAUUCUGUUGUGUCCCCAGAUGUGCAAUAAAUGCCAGCAUCUAAUGGCUGCCUGUGCCAGCUGCAUGCAGCACUGACAGUCAGUUCAGCUCUGUGCCACCCUGUCCCCUUGACUUUACACCAGGAAUGACAAAGAGCUGCCAAAUGAACUCCAAUUUACAUCCAGAAAUCUUUUAAAACACAAGUCACAAUCAAGUCCUUUUUGUUCUUCAUGCCCUGGAAAUGAAGGCAACAUGAAGGGAGAGUGAAGUCCCUCUGUGAUUUGAACCACGAGCUCCUCCACGUGGUACUGGACACAUUUCCCUGGUACCCCUGUGGACAGUUCAAGCCCUCCACGAUGGCACAUUUCUCUGAGAACUGGAGACACAGUUCACAUUUCUACUGGGCAUAAGAUGAUCUGCCUCUGUCCAGUGUUUUGUCUCUGUAGAAUUCUGCUUUGUACAGGUGGGGUUUGGUGUAUUUACAAAAGAAAAGGACAUCUGCUGUUGAGCUGGUGUGUUAAACUGCUGUGCCUGUGGUGCCCCAGUCCUGUCCAUUCCCUGUUCUCCUCCUCCCCAGAGCCUUCUGUGACCUGGAGCCUUCUCCCAGAGCCUCAGCUGAGAUACUGAAGAGAGAAACCAACCCAGCCUUUUAACUAGUAAAGGAAUUAGUCUGUGUCAUUGCCAAAAAUUUAUUUUCUCCCCAUGAAUUAAGCCCCAGUCAGAGAGGAAAUGCUGUAACUAAUGAGUUCUUGCUUUAAGUGCAAAAAAAUUAAACUGACUUCCCCCCAGAAUCCCAACUGGUGUCUCUGCUGACAGCACCCACUGCUGGAGCUGGGCCUCCCAGCCAACUAGUGCCUGUCUUUGGUUCCCAGGGGGUUAGAACAUCCUCUUACCAGUUCCAGGGAUGCACAAACAGAUCUGGGCCUUGCCUUCCCAGCUGGCAGAUUUUAUUGUAACUGUCAGAGUUGGGCCCCAGUGUUUGGUGUGUGUGCACUGUGUGUCCUGUUCCCUCCCUGGAGAGCAUCCAGCUGUGCCACCUGUGUGCAUCCCUGCAGGAUUUCUGUGUGCACCCCUACCAGGAUUCCUGUGUGCACCCCUACCAGGAUUCCUGUGUGCAUCCCUACCAGGAUUUCUGUGUGCAUCCCUACCAGGAUUCCUGUGUGCAUCCCUGCCAGGAUUCCCAGGAUCCCCUCUCCCAGCAGGCCCCUCCAGGUAGCAGAGCCCCUGUGUGUGUCCCCACAGACACUGGCACGAGGGAACACUGAUCCCUGUGAUACCUCCAGGAGUUAACCACCAAAUCAGUCAUGGGCUGAUCACUCCAGUGUGGCUUCAGCUUGUCCAGGAGCCUUUGGAGCCCAGCACCUGCCUCCCAGUGUCCAGUGGGAUGUGGUGAUGCCUCACUGGGGUCAGGAGCUCCCUCAGGAUCCAAAUCUGAACAAGAGCCAGUUUUCAGUUGUACUGGACUCAGAGAUCUGUUCCUUUUUCCUGACCAAAGCUCAGAGUAUACGUUCCAGAGGCACAUAUACCCCCCCAGGAUCCUGGGCUUGGGAUGUAGAAACUUUCGGAUGCCCAGGUUGUUGGCAAAGGCCCUGCAGGGUGACUUGCAUUCCAUAAUGCCAGCUGUGAGCAGGGAGCACUGACCAGAGCAGGAGCAGCCUCUGGGAAUGCAGCAAACACACAGGGGGUUUGAAUCCACCUCCAUCACUGGAACCUGCAGGGGAAAACCCUCCCUGGGGCUCGUUCCACAAAGGCCCAAAUGCAGCAGAACCUGGGGAAUGACCACAGGAUGGAAGUCCCACAACUGUUGGUUGUACCCAGCUCCAUCCACCUUUUACUGGGAAGAACCUGGAGCAGGAAUUCAGCCCUUCCCUGACUCCCAGGGCCCAGAGGGGCCUUUCAGUUGGAUAACCUUUUAGAUCUCUCCAAAGACAAAGAUUCCUCAAAGCACAAGAAGAACCUGACCCUGUUCUAGGCCCAAGUGGAACCCCCUGGUUCUGCAGCAUCACCAGCUUUGAGCUCCAGCAGCACUGGGGUGUUCCAGCCUCAGUCACCCACCACUUCAGGCUCUUCCUCCUUCUGCAGAGGGGCUUAAACUCCACCCAUCCAUCGGCCCAGGCUCCCAUCUCCCCCCACACCAGCCUGGACUGGUGCCUUUCUUUGGAGAACUCAGUGUCUGGAGCCUGGUAAAACUCCCCAAUUGCCUUCCCAAGCUUUGGCUUCAAUAAGUGGACCCAGGAGGUUGUAGCUGCUCUGCUGAGCCCUUUGGCCCCCAAAGGCCCUCUCUUCUACAGACAGAGCUUCACUGCUGCUACAGCAAAGCAGAGUGAAUCCAAACCCAAUUCCUGCUCCUUGGUAGGUCAACACAAGCUAAUCCAGGAAAAAAAACAAUUUGCAGCAAAUGUUUUGCAUUAUAUAUUAGAACAAGUUACAGAAGUCACUCUUUUUGUGGUGGCAGUGCAAAACCUGCAGGAAUUUAAGUUAUUUACUCCAGGAGCAGGAAUCCAUUCCCUGUCACCAGUGUACUUGAAAAUAUAACUCAGCAGGCAACAGAUACUUUAGGAAAGAAGGUCUCCUGCACCCUGUUUGGGACUCAGCCCUGUCCACAUCUCCUCUGGAUGGAGGAUUAAACUCUGCAGGAUUUAGGUGAGGUAAAGUUGGGAGCUCCCAUCCUACUUCUGAGCUUUUCUUUCUGGGAUAAAGACAAGGAUGCUUGUGUCCACAGCAGCCUCAGGGCUCAGCCAGCUCCUGGAGCCAAGCAACCAAGGAAUCCCUGCCCUGAGGGCUUGGAGGAGCCCCCCUGGCUCUGAGUCUGCCUCCUGUCAGUGCCACUUGAGAUGCUGCAGCCCUUUAAGGCCAGAUCCUGCCUUUUUCCUUGCAAACCCGGCUCACACUGAGCUCUGUUUUGAGCUGGACCCCUUUUUCCUUAGGAGUGGUCAGAAAAGUGAGUAAAUUCAGAUUUGCUCGAUAAAAAUCCCUUUGUGCUUGCUUGUUCUCUCUGGUCUGCUGCUGUCCAGCAAAAUUCCGUCCCCUGUCCUUACAAACCCCUCUGCUUUGGACUGUGUGUCCCCCGUGUGGUGUCUGUGCAGUGCUGAGAUCACAGACACUCAGUGUCGCUGCUGCCCCGGUCCCAGCGGGAUUGUUGCUUCCUCCCUCCCACCCCUCGGGGGCACUUGCUGCAUCCCAGCUCCGGGAGCAAAGCCCGGGCACUGCCCCAGCUCCUCCCCGGCCUGGGAGUGGCACAGACAGGGACAGCGAAGGGAUUCCAAAGCCUUCCUGCGCUCCUGAAGGAAGGGUUUAAGGGAGCUCCCUCGAGAUGCUCUAACAAGGUACUGGGCUUAAGUUUCUGAAACAAAAUAAGCCUGAAAGGCUAAAAAACGGCUCAUGGAGGUGUGGUUUUAACAGUCUGGAUCUGGAGUUUCUAGAUCAGGGCUGUGCAAAAAGCCUUGAACCUCAGUGACCAGCACGAGCUACUGUAAGGAAAACAUGAACAGAGCUUCCCCUUCUGUGCUCCUCUCCUGGCUGUGUCACUGGGGCAGGGGCUUGGAAACUGAGCAUUUAAUAAUAAUAAUGGUUCUCAUACUUUGUAAAAGUAGUUUUGGAGACAUUUUGUGCUGGCAUGGUUUGAUCUUUGUAUUUUUACUUCGUAAUUUCUUCUUUUUUUUUGGCAAAUAAAGGACUUUUGAGUUUUAAAAGGAAAA